AUGGCGACUAACGAUCAAACCUCGCAGGUCCAACAGAAGGUUGACCGGAUCGACCAUCUCCGAGCUGAAUUAAUGAACGAAGUCCAGGCCAUGGACGAUGUCUGGAAGGAAAAAAUGGACCGACUAGCUUUGGAGAUAGAGACUGCCCGGAAGCAGCUGACAUCGGUAGAGGUCCAACUCCGAGUGGCAAAAGAGAAAGCAGAUGCACGGGCUCGACAAAAUGAGGACCUCCAAGCUCAACUAGGCUCGGCUAUUGCUAAACAAAAUUCCCUUGUUAAGGAGCUUAAAAUAGCAAGGUCCGAGUUGGAGAUAACCAAGGCCGAUGCUGAAGAGAUGGUGGCCCAGUAUAGGGAUAAUAUUGAGGCAGCCGAGGCCCGUCUGAAAGUCACUGUUGAGCAUGUGAAGCGGUUGUCUCGAAGGGAGACCCUCAAGGAGAUCCAUGCCCGAGGUUUUGACUUAUCAGCCGAGAUCGAAGAGUCGAAAAGGCUCGAGGUCGAGGCUAAGAAGCUGGCUGAACACGAGGGUGAAGAAGGCUCUGAGGGCUCCGAGGAUGGAGAAGACCCCGACGACUCUGGUGAUGAGGCGGGUUCUGGUGAAGAUCAGGCGUAG
This is a messenger RNA of Nicotiana tabacum (common tobacco), 609 nucleotides long. The record is from RefSeq and is a predicted model, not a curated record. NCBI's taxonomy places the organism in Eukaryota, Viridiplantae, Streptophyta, Magnoliopsida, Solanales, Solanaceae.